Messenger RNA from Caenorhabditis sp. 36 PRJEB53466, 2651 nucleotides. Lineage: Eukaryota; Metazoa; Nematoda; Chromadorea; Rhabditida; Rhabditidae. The record is from the annotation of a GenBank genome assembly.
AUGCUGCGUGCCAACACUCUACCGUCGAUCACUCGAGCAAAGGUGAGCCAUUUUGGCGGUUUUCUACGCGCCAAUGCAUUCUGCAGCAGCAGCAGCAGCAGCUACACGUAUGCAUAUCAUGAUUAUUCAGCUCGACCCACUCGCUCUCAUGCAUUCUUAAAGAUUUUCUCAUAGAACCGUUUUCAAGAGUGCGUGAGAAAACGAACGAGUGCGUUGCGGUUGUGGCAACAAUUAUCUGUAAUCACACAUUCGAUAACUUUUUGAUAAUUUGAAUUGCCCGGUCGAUUCCAAUUCCUUCACUUUUCCAGGUCGGAUGCUUCGCCCGUCUCAAAAUCUACGAGGAAAACGCGCGAUUCGUGCUGAUCUGCAUCAUUCUCUUGAAAUAUCUCGCGUUCGGCGCCGCUCUCUUCCAUUGGCUCGAGUGGCAGAACGAGGUCGAGGAGCGGAACGCGGUAAGACGUCUUGAUUGAUUGACAACACCAUAACACGCGAACAAAAAACCGAACACCUCGGUUUGUAUAUCUUUGUGCAAUGAAUGUGUACAAUUGAGGAGCUGUGCCUUACACACACACCCAAUCAGCUAGACUAGGGCCGAGUGCGGAUUAGCGGUGAUAAUCCUUUGGGGUAGAAAAAUCCUGCCGGCUAUUGUGCUCGAGCUCGCGAGAUCCGGAAAGCAGCCGAAUGCAUCGCGGGCUUUCUUUUUCUCAAUCAACACACCGACCGACCAAAACCCAAUCAAAUUCCAUUAUAGCGCUUGGCGUCUGUCGGGAACAGCCAAGAUUGAUCUUGGGGAAGGGAGGGAAAUGCUGAUUCGUCGGUGCGUAUACAGAUAUUACUCAUUCCUUGUGCGAAAAGCUCCAAACGAUAGAUAUAGGGGGGGUAUGAAUUUCAAAUGUGAUACGCCGCCAAUACUCUGGAGAACUACGUAACCGCAACGCCCUUUGUGCUCUUGUUUGCUCUCUGUUGUUUUUUGUUUCUGCUGGGUUUCGAUUGGAGCGCACGAAUGAGUCAGUGCCGGAAACAUGAACUUUUUAUCUUUUUAUUCACACAAAGACUCUCGCGCUCGCACUCUUUAUCACCAUUGGCAACCGACAAUUGUCCAGAGUCCGCUAUAGCGGUGUCAGUCGUCCGAGAGAGAGAAUGCGCGCGCGGAAAACGACAGAGAAUGUAGUAGCAGCGAGGAAAACAGCCCACCGAGACACAAGUGUUAUCAGAGAACUUUUGAAAAGACAAAAGAGGGAUGUUGGCGGUUUUCGCAGGUAUUCUGGGUAUUUACAAGCGUGCACGCCAUCCCAAGUUUAGAGAGAGAAACUAACAGAUUCUACUUACAGAUCGAACAAAGGUUGGGCGAUUAUCGAAAAGAGUACUGCAAGAGGAAACCGUUAAACGAAUGCGAUUUCGAUGAAAUGGUCCGGUUCAUUGCCGACGGUACAACUAGCGGCCUUUUGAACACACGUGCACGCUUCGAUUGGCUCGGCGCCUUGUUUUUCUCCGCCACCGUCAUUUCGACGAUCGGGUUCGGAACGUCGACGCCUCGGACCCCGCUUGGUCGCUUCAUAACCAUCGUGUACGGAGUGGUGGGCUGCACCUGCUGCGUGCUCUUCUUCAAUCUAUUCCUAGAACGGCUCGUAACUGGAAUGUCGUAUAUUUUGAGGUAUGCUAGCUGGAAUCAGCGGAUGAACUAUUAGUCGUUUGUAGAAGUCUUCGUGAGCGGAAAAUCCGGUUCAGACUUAAAGAAUCUGGCAAUAAGCCGGUGACGCUUCUCCUCAACAACGAGGACUUUAACGAGUCUUCAAGGUAACUGGAAUUUUGUGAAAUUGCCACCAACCCCCGCUCUUUCCAGCUCUUGUGAGGGUCACAUGGACAAUUGGCGUCCAUCUGUCUACAAAGUGUUCUUCAUCCUCUUCUCCAUGUGUCUUGCGCUUAUCACCGCCUCCGCGGGCGUCUAUUCGAUCAUUGAGAACUGGCCUUACAUUGAUGCUCUUUAUUUCUGCUUCAUCAGGUAUCUAUCUAGAUAAUUCCUCUCAAAAACUACUUCAAAAUGCUGUGUUUUUUCUUUCAGUUUUGCCACAAUCGGCUUUGGUGAUUACGUCUCAAACCAGCAAGAUGUGACCAAGAUGAGCCCCGAUUUGUAUAGGUAUGUCUUCAUGAGGGAAGUCCAUCAAAGUAUUCCGAUUCCGAUGCCUUCAGAUUCGUCAAUUUCUGCCUUCUGACACUCGGCGCCUGCUUCUUCUAUUGUCUCUCAAAUGUAUCGUCAAUUGUGGUGAGACAACUUUUGAACUGGAUGAUCAAGAAGAUGGAUGUAAAAGUGGAUGACCGAUCGUUUCUUUGUUUCAAAAAGAAACGACGUUACAUGGGGCUGGGACUGAGACCGCCAAAAGGUAGACGGAUCUCUGGCAGAAGCGAAAGACACCUGAACACACAUUUCAGGCUACGACAUGACAUCGGAAAGAUCGUCGGUGGACUACGCAGAUGGUCUCCUCUCGCUCAAAGAGUUUCUGAUGAACAAUCAGAGUUCGAUGAUUAUGCUCCAGAAGCAGCUGAUCAAGAGCGCCAUGAAGAAUGUGGUGGAGAAUGAGGAACAGAAAAUCUCAGCCACACGAGUCGGACCGAUGGGCAUUCUGGAUGAGGCGUUCGGUGAUGAACCGUAG